Molecule: messenger RNA, 992 nt
Organism: Aspergillus neoniger CBS 115656
Lineage: Eukaryota; Fungi; Ascomycota; Eurotiomycetes; Eurotiales; Aspergillaceae
Product: 60S ribosomal protein eL6
Exons: 3
Coding region: 10-618 (202 amino acids)
Biological process (GO): ribosomal large subunit assembly; cytoplasmic translation
Cellular component (GO): cytosolic large ribosomal subunit; ribosome
Molecular function (GO): structural constituent of ribosome; RNA binding
Source: RefSeq, a predicted model, not a curated record
GCAGCCAAUAUGUCGGACUCUACUGUUGGCCAGACGAAGCAGUUUGGAAAGGGCCAGAGGACCGUCCCUCACCCGGCCCAGAAGGCCCAGAAAUGGUACCCCGUUGAUGACGAGUCGCAGCCCAAGAAAGUCCGCAAGGCUAUCCGUCCCGCUAAGGUCCGCGAGAGCCUCCAGCCCGGUACCGUUCUGAUCCUCCUCGCCGGCCGCUUCCGUGGAAAGCGUGUCGUUCUCCUCAAGCACCUCGAGCAGGGUGUUCUCCUCGUCACCGGUCCCUUCAAGAUCAACGGUGUCCCCCUCCGCCGUGUCAACGCUCGCUACGUGAUCGCCACCAGCACCCGUAUCGACAUCAGCGGUGUUGACGCCCAGACCCUCGAGAAGGUCUCCGCUGCCGACUACUUCACCAAAGAGAAGAAGGCUGAGAAGAAGACCGAGGAGGCUUUCUUCAAGCAGGGAGAGAAGCCCCAGAAGAAGGUUGUUGCCAGCGCUCGCGCUAGCGACCAGAAGGCCGUUGACCAGUCCAUCCUCGCCUCCGUCAAGAAGGAGGCUUUCCUCGGAAGCUACCUGGCCAGCACCUUCAGCCUCCGCAACGGCGACAAGCCCCACGAGAUGAAGUGGUAGAUGUGUGACGCGGCGGCCGCGGGUUCGGUAGUUAUUGUGGAGGAGUCCUGCGAGGGGCGGCGGCUAGAAACUCCCUUUUCAAUCUUUUGCAAGCAACUGGUCGAACUCCACAACCGGCACUUGCAAAAGGAAAAGGGGGGUCGCAGGAGGAAACAGCUCAUGAAGUAUAUGUAACUCGAUUCGAGCCUCAUGUUUGCUUAGGAUUGCGGUUUUUUUUAAUGCCGAGGUUAAAAAAGGAAAGGAAAAACCGGUUGUUAUUUCAUACUUGAUCUCCCCCUCAAAACUGAACUGUCUUCCUCCAGCAAUUCUGGCCGUUUGCACAAUCCCCCCCUUCUUGCAGUCGAUAACUUUGAGCCGAAAUGAAAAGAAAAAAA